Messenger RNA from Oenanthe melanoleuca, 1576 nucleotides. RefSeq names its product ciliogenesis associated TTC17 interacting protein (gene CATIP). The record is from RefSeq and is a predicted model, not a curated record. Gene Ontology annotation, biological process: cilium organization; actin filament polymerization. Lineage: Eukaryota; Metazoa; Chordata; Aves; Passeriformes; Muscicapidae. The transcript has 9 exons. Bases 1 to 1560 code for a protein of 519 amino acids.
AUGGAGCCAGCAAGGGGAGGCGGGCUGGCAGUACUACCUCCGGGCACGGGGCUCCUCUCCAGCACCCCAUCCUUGAGCCGGAGCCCCCCUGUACGUACACACACACACUGGGAUGGGGCCAUAGGGUCACACUGCUGGCGUAUGGGGGUGCGCUUCCCUGGGGAUCGGAGCCACAAUCACCCCCACGCCCCAAAUAAAAGACUGGAUCGAUUUUACACCUGCUGGUCCCUUUCUCUGCGCGGCGGGGCGGAGCGGGGCGCGGCUCCUUUAAGAGGUGCGGCCCGGGCGUUGCCGGGGGGACGGGGAAGCGUCGGGGGCACCGGGGCCGGUCCGGCAGGGCGGCGACCCGGGGGGCGACACGGACGUCACUGCCCCCCGAGUGGGGAGCGUCCCGCGGGUCGGGGCCACGCCACCCGCUGCCCGGAGGGUCCGGCAGCACAGCCCCCUCCCGAGAGCCCGCAGGGGACCCCGGCCAUGGCGGACACUGCUGCCGAGUUCCUGAGCCUCAUCGGGCUGCAGGAGCUGGAGUGGUGCCUGUUUGCUGAGAGGCUGGCGGUGGUGGCCGUGGGGGCCUCACCAAGGGACAAGGAAGAGGGCCAGUGGUGGAUGGCAGCCCAGUGGGCACCCUACCAGCGGGAAGAUGAGCCGGUGCAGAGCUGCAUCCUGGUGCAAACCAGGUUCCGAGGCAAGAAGGAUGGUGUGCCUGCCUCCAGCACCCUCAAAGCCUACGUGACCUGGCAGCUGGAGACCCUGGAGCAGGAGGAGCAGGAGAGCCUUGAGCUCACACCACACCCCACAGAGAAAAUGACCCACAUUGUGAGCCACGAGCACGGGAUGACUGUCUGGAAGACCCUGCAGGAGGGAGAGGCAGAGCCACAGUGCCAGAGCUUCUCCUACAGCCGGGCCAGGCUGCAGGGGGUGCUGCUGGAGGGCGCCAGCCUGCUGCUGCUGCGGGUGCUGGCCCGCCGGCAGACAAUGCCCCCCGACCUUGUCUUCCCAGCCAUCGACACCGAGGGCGACCUCUGCACCUCCAGCUAUUCUGCCCUGGGCAUCCAGCAGCAGGCAGUGGGCUCAGCAGAGACGGAGGUGUUUGUGAUCCAGCGAGCCGUGCACACCAGCACAGGCGCCUCCACCGUGUGGCACAGCAGCUUCCUCCCCAACGGGCGUUUGGCUCGGCUGAUGCAGAUUGGCUCCCCAGUGCUGAUGCUGCUACAGGAUGAGUCCAUCCUCAGCAAGUCAGGUAAGUUCAAACCCCAGCUCCUGUUCCCCAAAGAUCACCUGGACUGGGAGGAGGACAUCGAGCUCUUCUCCUUUUUUCUGGACAGGAAGGAUGAGCUGCAACUAUCCCAUGCUGCCUACCUCCAGCAGCACCCCGAGGUCCGGGCACUGCUGUCUGACUUCCUCCAGGCAUUGCUCCUCCAGCAGCCGCAUGACCCCAUCUCCUUUGCUUCAGAAUUCUUUGCCCACCAGCUGCCCAUUGGGACCCCCUUUGCCUCCACUGGGGCUGCCAUCCCCCUCCCCAACUCCUCACCUGGCCACCCUCCAGCUAAUGGCAAAUAAAGCAGCCAGCACUGCC